GCUUUAAUACAUUGUACAAUCAAUAGAUCAUACUGGUCAAAUUCAAACAAUGAGACCUAAAUGAUUCCAGCGAAUCCAAGAUCCCCCGCUUAUCUUCUAUCGUCUACCCCUUCCUUCUCCAAAUCUACCAUCGGCAGAAGUCUUCACUACAAGUCACUAUUAAUUGUCAUUUUUCUAGAUCACACUUACUCACCGUUUGAUCCAGAUCUGUUCAAAGUGUAAUUGGAAAACAUGUCCGGCCAAUCAGACCCUCGCGGAGUUUCUACUUUUACUGCUGCCGAGCUGGAGUUUUUGGCGGAGGAUGAAAUGAUCCAGAUUGUUCCAAAUCUUAAUAUGAAGCCCCUUACUUUUAUUUGUGGAGAUUUUGGUCCAUUUACGUCUCGGGUACCAAUUGAAGUACCGAUAUGGCUAGCAAUCGCGUUGAAGAAGAGAGGAAAAUGCACUAUCCAGCCUCCCGAAUGGAUGUCUCUUGAAAAGCUGACUCAAGUUUUAGAGGCAGAGCGUGACUCUGCAGGCUCAUUUGAAGCGUUACCAUUUCAUUAUGUUGAGAUCUCAAGGCUACUUUUUGACCAUGCUCGUGAUGACAUACCUGAAGUAUAUAUGGUAAGGUCUCUCAUUGAAGAUAUUAAAGAUGUAAGGUUUCAUAAAAUUGGCACUGGAUUAGAGAAGGUUUCAACUUGGACAUUUGCAAUGAAGUUAAAUUUAUCUGCAAUGGAAGUAAAUGUGAUAAGGCCCUUUGUUACUGGAGGGCUAGAAACAUUUUUCAAACUUGGUAACCCAGAGAUGAUCCACAACACGGAGAGACAAGAACAUAGACCAACCCAAGCAGCUGAUCGGGGACCAAGGCGUGAGUUGAGACGAUGAAGACUUCUUCAACCUUAUCCAUCAGAAGUGAUGUUCAGAAUUAAGCAAGGAAGGCUCUGUUAGUCAAUAAGUUGAUUUCUACAUGUAGGUCAGUCAAGAGUUGACUCCUCAAACUCCUUUUCGUUGCACCAGAACCAAACUGGGUAUUCAAAAAAGUUUGAUAUUAAGAAAGGAUAAGUAUUUUACAUUUAAUGACCAUGUUUGACAUAUUUCUUCCAACACCUCCAACCUAAUAUUUCCUCGUUUUUUGGUUUGUGGAGAACUGUCGAAAUUUUUAGACUUAAUGUUGCAAGCGUGCAUCAGCUGUGAUUUGUAACACUAUUUUUUGAAUUUCUGGUAAUCUUUGAGUGAUGCAUGA
Molecule: messenger RNA, 1222 nt
Organism: Erigeron canadensis
Lineage: Eukaryota; Viridiplantae; Streptophyta; Magnoliopsida; Asterales; Asteraceae
Product: DNA replication complex GINS protein PSF2-like
Exons: 10
Coding region: 232-864 (210 amino acids)
Biological process (GO): double-strand break repair via break-induced replication; DNA replication
Cellular component (GO): nucleus; GINS complex
Source: RefSeq, a predicted model, not a curated record